Messenger RNA from Porites lobata, 14673 nucleotides. Lineage: Eukaryota; Metazoa; Cnidaria; Anthozoa; Scleractinia; Poritidae. The record is from the annotation of a GenBank genome assembly.
GACAGGUGCAUUAUGGGUAAUUUCCAACAUGGCGCUAAUUUCAGCUGUUGUAUCAGCAUGAUAUUUACGAAUUCAUAGCUAACUCUGACAUGGUCAAAACCAAUGGGAAGCAUUUUAGAAUGGCGAGGCGAUGCAUACCAAGUUCUUAUGUGCUGUGGUAUGUUCAUUUUACUUUCCUGGGUGCUCACAAAGCUUCUAGGCCUUACGUGGAAGAGGGGAUUUCGCGUCGGCGACCCACACAAGGGACAUCGGUGGUUUAUGACCGAGAUACUCGACAAACCCACUUAUUGCAAUUUCUGUGAGCGUCCUCUAGUAAGAGGGGGAUACUGCGAGAACUGUGCAAUUUCAGUUCACGAGGAAUGCAUUGACGAUGCGACAAAGAGAUUUGCUUGCAAAGUACUGGUUCUUUCCAAGAGAAACUACAUGAACCAUCAGUGGGUCCGUGGUAAUUUGCCUCUCUGUAGUACUUGUAGUGUUUGCGGUUUUCAGUGCGGUACAGAACCUAGAUUAUGUGAUCUACGAUGCGUAUGGUGUCAAGAUAAAACCCACGAUAAAUGUCUUCGUAGUAAACCAAACAUAUGUGACUUUGGCAAGUAUAGAUCUUUGAUUUUGCCUCCACACUGCAUUAGUUUGACAGUUGAAAGUUGGCGUAGCAAGAAGAGGUUUGUUGUUCGUGAAGUUUCUCCGCCUCCGAUCAAGAACUGGAGUCCACUUCUUGUGUUUGCUAAUCGCAAAAGUGGAGACAAUGAAGGAGAAAGACUGCUAAUGGCAUUUAAAAGUGUGCUUAACCCAGUGCAGGUAGAUGAACCAGUUUAGCCAAAAUAGUAGCAGAGCAGGCGAGGGUGCAGUCUGCAGGGUAUGGCAGGUGCCUGCGCAAGUUUUUGUAACAAUAAAUAAGUAAUGAGGGCCUAAAAAGGGCCUUGUACAUGUGAGAUCUCGUCGAGUUCUGCCAUACUCUGCAGACAGGGCAAGGGUGAGAGGGGCUGUGAACUUCCUGUUUCCUUUGCCCCCGGGAAAAUAAUAUAGUCAAAGCUUUGCUUGUGAUCACUCUUGUAACCAACCAGCUCUUGUUACCACCAGCAUCGUAAAACCCUGUUUAAACUGAGACUCACUUAAGCUCUGUAAUGAAAAGCUCUUUUAAGUGACUGCUCCUGUAUGUGACUGCUACAACUUUCGUUAAUUACCGGCCAGUCUUUUCCUUCUUGUGCAAAAUCACUAAGACCCUGUAUAAUUUAAUUUUACCUGAAUGUGUUGGUAAUAAACAGCUAAUCAUUAGCUUUUUGCUACAAGCUAUCGUAAGUGCCCCCCCCCAACCUCCACACACCCCGAUAUGCCUAUCACAUGCUCUAGUUGCGACCACUUUUAUGAAACUUCAAGGUAGUCACUUAUGAGGCCUUUGACUGUACCUUGAUGAAGUGAUUAUGAUGGGUCUGGGGACCUUGCUUUUUACCAAUCAUAUGCAUGGUGAAGCUAAGGGCACCAUACAUAAAACACUUGAUGCCGUUACCUUUGUAAAGAGGUGGCUGUUGUGGCGAGGUGGCAAUUAGUGGAGGUUCAACUGUUCUUCACACCACUGAGUUUUCAAAUGUUAAUGGAAAAACUACUCAGGCUGCUUUAUACUUUUCAAGACACAAAAUGUGGUUGACGAGAGUAAAUUUGCUAGCUACAAGUACACAAGCCUGCAAGAUUCCUGAAGAUGAGGGCUGGGUUAUACUCCCAGGGCUUUCAAUAAGAUUUGAAGUAGGCGUCUGCCCAUAUAAUAGUAGGCGGCUGUGAAUAUUUAGGUGGCCGAAGGCCACCUUUUCUAGGGGGGUCUGGGGUCAUGCUCCCCCAGAAAAUUUUGAAAUUUAGAAGCUCGGAAAUGCGGCCAAAAUGGCCGCCAUCUUUGUUCAACCAACCACGUGGUAAUAGUUUGGGAGCAAGGCUAAAUUUCACUAUGAUACCGCUGAAAAUGGCUGAGCGUUCCUACAAUCAGUUGCGAUUCGUCGCGGUACAGAAAUCGUGUUGAUAUAUGCUUUAUGCCAAAAUUCUCAGGGCAAGAGUACGCUAUAUUUUAUCAGAUUUAUUUCAACUGAAAAAAUGGGUAGGCUGUAAACAUUUUAAGAGUUAUAUUUUUGAAGUAUUUGCUGACAAACAUGGUCAAGUAGCCGGUGACUCGAUGACUCGCAGCCACCUUUUAGCUCCGGCGGUAGCCGGCUUCUAAUGAAAGCCCUGUACUCCUCCCCCCCCCACCCCUAGAUAAAAACCAAAAUAAGUUUUUAUGACAGGCAUGUUUGGCUGUCUUUUGUUUAAAACAAUACAACUACAUCUUUUUUGCCUUAUAUUAUUACAUUAUUAUGUACAUAGAAUUGUAAAUCACAUCAAGAACAAUAUUAUUUUUUCUCUAACUGGACAUCAUGUUUUUCCUUUCCUUGUUGAUUAAGGUUGUAGAUCUCCAUGAAGUGCCCCCUGAAUCCGCACUUGAGUUUUGCAAGUUGCUGCCAGAUCACAGGACCCGUAUUCUGGUCUGUGGUGGUGAUGGCAGUGUUGGCUGGGUUCUUGCUGCGUUGGAUAAAGUUAAGUUAAAAGUAUGUAAAGAUCAGCUUAUUGCUUUUGCCUGGCUGUUAUUACUAAGACGGCCAUACAUGGUAUGCAUUCAAGUUUUUGGUAUUCUCGAUGCAAACACUUUAAACUUAACUAAUGAAGAUAACAAAUGGUCUAAACUUCACUAUUUAGGCAAGUUAAAAGUAAACAUGUGAAAGUUCAAUAAUGGUGUGUUUGUAUGUUAAAAGGCAUUGUGAUUGCCCAACUAAAAUAAACGAUUAAAAUACCAAUAAUAUGGUCAGUUAAAAGUUUGGUCCUUUUCAUGAAAGUACAAUUUCUCUGGCAAUAACAGAGGCAUAAAAGAUCAAUUGUCUUCUCUAAUUUUGCAGCUUCCUCCACAUAUUGCCAUUCUUCCCCUUGGUACCGGUAAUGACCUGGCACGAGUUCUUGGAUGGGGAAGUGGUUACACAGGUGAAGAAGAUGUCAAUGAAAUACUGACAUCUGUCAUGACAGCAAGAGUAACUCCACUUGACAGGUGCAGUCAUCUGUAGUUAAAAUUUUAUGGCCAGACAUAUAGAGAAUGAGGCAUCCUAGUAAUAAGCUCCUGCUCUUUCUACAUGUAGUUCAUAUCAAAGUUAGUAACUACAAUUUUUAUGGUAGCUCAAACUUAGUAAAAUUUUAAGGUGUGCAAACUUAUGUUUGGGUUUGAAACUUUGGACAAAGGGAAGAAGAGCUCCCUCCAAAAUCUGUCGGCUGACUGUUGACCAACAGUCGGCUAACACUCAGCCCUCAACUGACUAUUGUUUACUGUCUUAUGUGAAAUUUUUCCACCAACUGUUGACCCAAUGUCAGCAGACAGUAUACUUUGUUAUUUUUUCGUUUAAUUGUUCAUUUUUUAGUUGCCCAGGGCACCCAUUUAUAACAGCUUCAGCUGACGGGUUUACCCAGGUUAAAUAUGUUAUUACUAUCAUUAUUACCUUACUGUAGCAAUAUAAGAUGAAUGAUAUCUGUGGUUAAUGGUGACUAAAAAAAAUGAGUUAAACGAACAGAAAUUUUGACAUUUAUUUGUUUUCUCUUAUAGAUGGAAAGUAACUAUAGAAAGUAACAGGGGUUACUUUGAUGUUAGAAGACAUAAAAAAGUGAGUGCAUACCUAAAUCAAUAUUCAACUGUCAUUUUAUUUAGUGAAGUAAAGUGUGACCAGCCCUCUUGAGAGACUAGAAAAAAGAGUCCUAUUCUUUCAUUUGCAAGUAGCCGGGUUGUAAUGAAUGCUUGCUCUAUUCUAUAACACUAUUAUUAUCCUCUUAGCCUGGUCUUGCAAGCUUUACACGUAACCUAUCUCUCUUUUUGCUGACUUUGUCUUUGUAAUAGUGCUUUGUCCAUGAAGGUGUUUACACAAGAAGUAGAAGGGUGAAGCUCAUUCCAUGUCAUCUUUUUGAUAAUGUUAAUUGUUUCACUUCCUACUUCUUUAGGUAUUUUGGAUGAAUAAUUACUUUUCAGUUGGUUGUGAUGCAAAAGUCGUUUUGAACUUUCAUCUUCAUCGUGAAAGCCAGCCAUCUUUAUUUACAAGUCGUAUCAUUAACAAGGUAACAUUGUGAACACGAUCAUUCCUGUUUUAGCCUUCCUCCUCCUGAGAACAAAAAAAAAACGAUCAGUUGGUUGAAUUACUUCUAACACUGAGUCUUGUGAAAAAAAUCAUACAAUAGCUUACUGCUUGAAUGUGAGCCUUAAUGAUAUGAUGAUCAUGGUGAUGAUGAUGAUGAUGAUGUGAUCUUUAAAGGAUAUUUUCAAGUUUUGUCUAUAACGUUUUAUGUGUUUCCAUGCAUGUGCAUGCUGUUAUCCAUAGUAAUAAAUAGAGUUUUCUUUUCUUUUCCUUCUCAUAUUGUAACAGGCAGUGUAUGGAUUAUAUGGAGCCAGAGAUGUCCUGGAGCAAGAUUGUAAAGACCUUCAUGAACUUGUUGAGGUACAGAUUCAGUAGAUGCACUGUAACUGGGCCCUGAUAGGGGGAUCUACAGGUGUAUAUGGGAUUGGAAAGGGAUGGGACUGGAAUAAGUACCCAGAACUCGAACGUUGUCCCUACAUUUUGUCAUGUAUGUGGCGAGGUAUCUUUGGCAGUGGGUUUGAAUAUCAAAUGUACCACUUAUUGCAAAAAGUGUUUUAUGCAGUUUUUCUAUGUCGCACACACAAGCCUGAAUAUCUUUUUGUCAUUUUGCAGCUGGAAAUGGAUGGAAGGAAAAUAGAUUUACCUGAACUGGAAGGGAUUGUGGUCUUGAAUAUAAACAGUUGGUGUGGGGGCUGUGAACUGUGGCUGGGUAAUGAACAUGAACACCCCUCUCCUCCAAGGUUAGUUCAUUAACAAUCUAGUAAUAAUAGAUAAUAAUAAUAAUGACUUUUAUAUCACAGUAUUUUCACUGAAAGGUGGCUCUUCAUCUGUAAAAUUUACAUUAAUAUUGAAAAUAAUAAUAGUAAUAAUGAUAUUAAUAAAAAGCUAUAGCUAUGUACAUUAUUAGGGAUGCUACUGACAAAAGUUAAAGUAAUCUAGAAUAUAUUCAAAUCAACAAAUCAAACGUACAUUUGCCCUAUUUAUCAGAUACUUCAUCCCUUGUGUUUUAAAAUCACUAAAAAAUACAGGGUUCCUUGCAGCAGUGGCGAUGUUGCACCGAACAAUGUGAAGAAAAAGCAACCAAACAAACAAACAAAAUAAAUUCCCAUGUAGCAUCAUACACUGGUCACGUGGUAGGGAUUCGUAGUGAAAGUAGGUUGAGUUAUGGCAAGUUAUAAGCGAGUGGUGCUGUUAUGCUACUCAGUCUGCUGUGUAAAUAAAGUGGUACUUGUGAGCAAUACGGUGCUAAUCUUCCACCUCCCACAACUUAAGAGCGAAUGCACAGAAAAAUCGAGCAAAAUCGGCAAAUCGUGGCCACAGCUCAAAACCUAACUUACUCUCAUUUUCAGUCUGUAAUAAGGUUUUAAUGAGUUUAUAACACUGCUGAGGUUUAAAUUUCAAAAUGCGGCCGAGUUUGGGAAUUAUUUGAGAUUUUCGAUUUCAACGGUCUGCGGGCCUAAAAUUAGCCGCCGAACACGGCAAUAUAGCCUAGCGACAGAAAUGAGCUGACUUUCAUAAACGAGCGAAUAUAUUGCCAAUCUUCCACUUAAAUCUCAAAAAGCAGAUAUCUAACAAUUUCUGAAUGGCUUAUUUUUUAGAUUUAGAGUAUAAAAUAUCGACGAACCAGCAGAAUUUUGAAACGUAAUUUGCAUAAUGCUUAUAAAUACAACAAUUUACCGCUAAAACCAAAAUCGAAUUUUCUAUAUGGGGGAAUUCUCCAAAUCACCCCAAAUCCCGCUUACUAACUAAUGAGAUAUAGUACUUCAACAUUAUCUGAAAGUUAGUCUGGUGUUCUUGCGAACGCUUGUGAAAUAGAUUGAUUAUUUUGAAGUUAUUUUGCCCCAAACAACUGCUAAUUGACCCCAGGGUCAAUUGACACGUGCACGUCACCUUAGUUUUAUGCAUCGAUUUGAGCUCGUUAAAAGGGAGAAACUAACAAGAUUCUUUUAAUAUGUACUUGUGUUAAUGAAAUACACGCAAUCCUCAAAGGAGAGGCCGUUCAAUGGGUAAUUUCUGUUCUUGAGAUCUUGAAGAUUGCAGCAUGGCGUCUGCGAGUGGACCUGAGUCUAGGUCUGUUUUCCCGUGACUGCGAAAUCAGAAUAACAUCAAGAAAUAAUUCUCCCUCGUAUCUUCGUAAGUGAAUCAGCUUUGCAAUGCCUUACCUGAGAUAAAAAGUGGGCCGAAUGGCAAAACAUUUCCAGCGCAAUUUGGAUCCUUUGUCGAACGCAGUGUAUUGCCGAGCGAAAGGUCAGUAAACAAACGUGGGAAAGUACGUUGCCUUUGAUUGCGUGACCAGCCAGUAAACGAUAGUCUCCAGCGAAAAAUAGGAUUCGCAAAAAUCUUGCUGAUGUAUAUUUAACAGUUUGUUACUAUAAAUUUACACCUGGUUUGUCUAAAACUUUAAACAAUGCAUAUCUGUCCAAGAGUAUAAGAAUGUUUCGAAAGAUCCACCCCUAAAUAACUGUGGGCUAGUCCUUUUUCCCCAUCACCGAUGUGUACUUCCUUCCCACUGUCUUUUGCAUGGGGCUUGUAUGCCUUUUUAACUGUUAUCGACACUUAAAACUGGCCGUUUAAGGUCUGGUUUAAGAACUUGACUGACUUAAAAAACCGUCGCGAACAUGCGCUAUUAUUGUUGGACUUUGGAAGCUUAAAAGCUCAAAAUGAUGGUGCAAUUUCGAGAAAUUUGCCCGGGUCUAAUAAAAAGACAGGGAACGGGUACUAAGAAAGGGACGGUCUCAUUUAGCAACCCGUGGACAAUCUGGGCAUGCUUGCCUUCUGUCGAAGGGGCAACCGUUAAGACCAGGUGCCCCCGCCCCCACCCGAGAGGAUUGCAUGGCAUCCACCAUUUCAGUCGCUUUUUCCACAUCAUGACCUUCAAUUAUCAUGAAUUAUAAUGCGGGCCUUGAUCGUUGCCACCUUACCAGAAGUCUAAUCUUCGCACUGUUAGACCAUGAGAAUCUCUAUUAUUAUUCCAUAAAUGCACCAUUGAAUUUUCCUUGCUCAGCUUCCGGGAAACCGAUACCCCGAAGCAAAAAUAGCUUUACAACGACUCUAUCCAGGCCAGAACUCCUGAUAUCAACAAAUAUACCCCCCCCCCCACUAAAGAGAGCAAACGUUCCCCGAAAUAUUCACUUGACCCACCCCAUCCCUUCGUUAAGAAAAACUACGCGCUCAGUUCACUGGACAAAACGCGCUCGUGAAUAUACCAAGCUAUAGCCGAAUAUCCUACAAGCAAUCUCAGUUUCAGCAGGCGUGGCCACGUUUCCAGUUGCUGUAGGAUUAAUUCGACUCCUGCAACAGACACUGUAAAUUAAAUAGCAGCCACAACGCCCUUCUUUGAGACCGUCAGGUCGAGAAAGUUUAUAAAAGACUUAACAGGUGCGCGCGGCGGUUUUCUUUUCUUCCUUCCCUCCCAUUGUAGCACUCAAAUUCUGACCCUGGUAUUUAUUCUAGUAGUAAUCAAUCGUUCCUGAGCCGAUAGGCACAAGGAUACCGGUUUCUUGCAAAAUAUGCUGUGACAUCCGUUUGCUCAUUCCCUUUUCUGCCUUCGGCCGCUGAUUAGGUUUGGUUCUGUGCUUUGAAAUAACUUUAGGAACGAAACAUGAUACGUGAGGGGCGUGCUAAGGGCAAGUGACUCUCGGUGGUGAAGACAUAUAUUGAGCUUGUCAGUAUUUCGUAACCUGUAGCACGUCGCGAAAAUAGAACAAGCAAAAAGAAAAAUAAGACGCCUUUCUUUCCCCAGCCCCCGCAGGUUUUUCGCAUUACUUUUUACUGCACAACUGAUUCUACCUUUUCGAGCCGGAGCGAACAUGGACGCCCUUAGGGUUAAGUUUCCACUUCAUUUUCGGCACCUGACUAAACGCAAGCGCUGACUUGUGCGCCUAUGCUUCGUUUGCACUGAAGUAGCAGUAUAUGACCACGACAGACUUGCUGCUAUCCUUGGUUUGAAACCGCAAUGGGCAAGAACAAUUUCUUGAAAAGAGCAAACUAUUUCCCCCUUAGCAGACAUGGAGAAGAACUACUAGGACUUAAGCAAUGCCAUUGCUUAAGUCCUACUAGACUUGAAAAGAGAAAACAUGAUGCUUUCUCUUUUUAAUGAUUUACGGCUAAACAGUACAAUUUCAUGUAGCUUUUACGCAAAAUUAAAUACUUAGUUGUUUGCAGAUUUGCAUUUAACAACGAAUUACAGAAAUUUAACUAAGUUUACAUCUCAUAGAUAAGAAUUGAACGAAAAAAACUUUUGGGGUAAAAAAGUAAAAAAAUAAUGUUUGAUGGAAAAUCACUUAAUGGACAUACAAUAGCAGAGAUAUCAUGCCUGUAAUUUUCUGUUCAAUGCACCUUAUGACAAGUCUGACUAAUCCACUGGUAACCCAUGCCUUAAAACCGCCGUGAACCUUAAAAUUUAAUCCAUUUGCCUUUCAUGCGUAGUGCAAAUAUAUCUUCUGAACACUCCGGGGUUAGGGGUAAAAUCAGAAGAACAGAACAUUCAGUUACUGUACCAUUUUUAAAAGUGGGACAGUAUGUUUGCUAAUCAUCUUAGUUAACCGCUUUUAAAAUAGGACAAAAGGACACCUGGUCAUACAGGAAAAUGAAUUUACUGUAUCCCGAAAGCUUUGGUUACACAUGCACUUAUUUUUCGCUGGAGACAAUCUAUAAUUGCCUGGUCACGCAAUCGGAGGUGAGUAACUAAUUUUAAUUAGUUACUCACCUGACUUUUAAAGCCGCUUAGCAAAUACACUACGUGCUGCAAAGGAUCCAAAUUGCGCUAGACUGUUUUCCUAUUCUGCCCACUUUUUAUCACAGGUAAGGCACUGCAAAGCUGAUUCAUUUACGAAGGUUCGAGAGAGAAUUAUUUCAUGAUGUUAUUCUGAUUUCGCAGUCACGGGAAAACAGACCUAGACUCAGGUCCACUCGCAGACGCCAUGGUACAAUCUACAAGAUCUCAAAAACAGAAAUUACCCAUUGAACGGCCUCUCCUUUUGAAGAUUGCGUGUAUUUCAUUAAAACUGGUACAUAUUAAAAGAAUCUUGUUAGUUUCUCCCUUUUAACGAGCUCAAAUCGAUGCAUAAAACUAAGGUGACGUGCACGUGUCAAUUGACCCUGGGGUCAAUUAGCAGUUGUUUGGGGCAAAAUAACUUCAAAAUAAUCAAUCUAUUUCACAAGCGUUCGCAAGAACACCAGACUAACUUUCAGAUAAUGUUGAAGUACUAUAUCUCAUUAGGUAGUAAGCGGGAUUUGGGGUGAUUUGGAGAAUUCCCCCAUAUAGAAAAUUCGAUUUUGGUUUUAGCGGUAAAUUGUUGUAUUUAUAAGCAUUAUGCGAAUUACGUUUCAAAAUUCUGCUGGUUCGUCGAUAUUUUAUACUCUAAAUCUAAAAAAUAAGCCAUUCAGAAAUUGUUAGAUAUCUGCUUUUUGAGAUUUAAGUGGAAGAUUGGCAAUAUAUUCGCUCGUUUAUGAAAUUCAGCUCAUUUCUGUCGCUAGGCUAUAUUGCCUUGUUCGGCGGCUAAUUUUAGGCCCGCAGACCGUUGAAAUCGAAAAUCUCAAAUAAUUCCCAAACUCGGCCGCAUUUUGAAAAUUAAACCUCAGCAGUGUUAUAAAUUCAUUAAAACCUUAUUACAGACUUAAAAUGAGGGUAGGUUAGGUUUUGAGCUGUGGCCACGGUUUGCUCGAUUUUUCUGUGCAUUCGCUCUUAAGGUGAUUCAUAAAAGAACCUAACAUAGAUUGUAGAUGAAACUUAGUACACUGAUAGAACAAGUCAAGAGGAUGUUAAAAAAGUAUUGAAAAGUGGGUGUUGCAGUGCUCGUUUUCACGUCACAAUGCUGACAAAUACGGCUAUUCAAGAUCCCUUGGCAAAAACCGCGCGCAGCCUAAAACUAGACAAAAAGCAGAGAUUUAUUUCAUGAUGCAUGUGGUAUCGCACAGAAUUUGACUUAAAUGUAUAUUUUAUCCACUUGUGCACCAGAAAAACGCCUUUUAAUGUCCUUGUUUUCACUUUACGCUCCAAAGUAGACUUAAAUUGGACACGCGCUAUUCGACCCUUCAUAGCUCAAUCCGUCUAAUUUAUUAAAUUUGCCAAGAAACUGAACACAGAUUUAUGCCAAUUUUUUUUCUCAUGGAAAGGAAGCACUGUUCGUGUUAAAAUCGUAAAGUAAAAAAUGGGGGUCACCGUACUUGUUUUUACUGCAGAAAAUGUGCAUCCAUGCAUUUCCUCCGAUGUUUGAGAGAGGACUGGGGCGAGUUACAAAAUGGCAUGUGUGUGGAAGGGGGAAGAAAGCAUUAAAAAACAACCGUUUUUACGGAAUUUACAUCGAGAUAUCACAGUAAGGACGCAAGAUGGCGCUGAAAAAAAAUUAAAGUGAGUUAGCACAAGUCUAACAUGCACCAUCGAGGUUCUACAUGAGGAAGUCGAACUCAGCAAUACGCGUAUUGCUUACAAUGCACAUUCCCAACACAUUGAGUCUCAUCUCGGCAAGAAACAAUCGCAAGAGAAAAUUCCAAUAGCGUUUCUCUUCAGUCAACUUCAUUUUAAUAAUGUUACUUCAGAUUCUCUUUUCAUGGCGGCCAUCUUGUUAGGCGCAGUAAGUGAUGCGCAGUGCAAAACUAGCGAAUCACCUUAAACAUUUAUGCCUAAAACAUUACCUUACACAUUGUAUUAAGUGUUUAUUCUGUAUUUGUGCGAUGCAAAACGAGAACGGUCAGAAUUUGCCCCUCCUUGAUAAGCCCCUCCAAUUAAAAGCCCCGCAAACUCGUAAUACAAAAAAACCUCCGUAAAAUCGCCUCUGCGACUAUAAGACCCGGGGGUUUAUCCUUGGAAAUUGCCCUCAAAUGCAAAACAAAACAAAGCAAAAAGGUACAGUAACACACAAUAUUUUUCACUUGCCAAAGAACUAUUACGUGUGCCAAAUGAUGUAGUAAAAAAGUAUCACAGUUAAUUGCUGUGUCGGCGUAGUUCACUCUUGGCUUCAAUUUGUUUUUGUUUAGAUUCAUGUUUUCGUGUGAACGUUGUACCAUACUUUAUUAUUGGCGUUACCUUACCUUUGAACUGGGUAUUGCGUUUUCAAUAAAGUAAUUUGCGGUUGUAUGCUAAGUUUGCGUUUAAGAAAGGUAUACGUCCUCACGGCGAGUUUCAGUAAAAACGUCGUGCAAAGUACCGACGUAAAUCUUUUUCCAACUUUGAGCUAGCCCAAUAAAUUUUGAGACGCAAAUUUCUAUCCAAGUAUAAGCCUAGCCGAUUUUGUCACGCAAAUUUCCCUUCGUAUAUAUGCCCCUCCGAAUAUAAGCCCCUCCAAGAAUAAACCCCUCAAAAAGGGCUUUUGAGAAAUAUAUUUUCGUAAUGAUAUGGUAUAUAAUCACGUGUAUAACAAUUCCUUUUUCCUUCGCAGUAUUAAUGAUGGCAUACUGGAGGUAGCCGGUCUGUAUUCCGCCCUUCACAUUGCUAGAUUACAAGUUAAUAUGGCCGACCCUUUGCGUCUUGGUCAGGCAAAAACGAUUAAGGUAAGCAGGUUGUAACAGGACACUUGUUGCGUUUAUUUGUACUUGUUGUUUGUUUUAAAACCAAUAGAGAUUUACAUGGCCGCGCGGAGAUACAAAAUUUCUCUUCGAGCGAGUGAAGACAGCGAACGAGUGAAAUAUUUUUGAACACGAGAAGAGAAAUUUCGUCUCUCCAAGCGGCCAUGUGAUGUUCUAUUUAUUAUAUAAACACCAACGAAAAUCCAAACCAUUUCACUUAAAUAUUUUUUUGCUGCAAAAGGCGCGACUUAUUAUGUAGCCUUAGCAACGGUGAUCUUUUCACAUGUGAAAAUAACAUGUUAUUUUCCACGUGUGAAGAUAUCAUGUUUUCUCUCGAAAGCUCACCUGGUUCUUCAUUGUUUUUUAUAUAAUAAAACCUUAUAUCUAUUUUACCUUGACUUUGAUCUGAAUGGUAAAUUUUGAAGUGCUGAAGUGAUGCCGUCUUGUAAUUUAUGUGAUUAGAUAAUGUCUUGCUGUAUGAUUGUUACUGAUCGCGACUUUUGGACCGGUUACUGCUGGUUUUCCUGGAUAGUCUUGAUGCCAUAGUCUCCUCCGUAAAGAGAAAUUUAAGGCUUCUUUACAUCAGCUCCUUUUACAUACUUGAAAAGUGGAGGAUACUUUUGUUGACACACCUACUUUAACUACAUGUAAUAAACUAAGCAAGGUGACAUGAAAUGUAAAAAUGAACAAGUUUGUAAUUUUGAAACGUUGUAUUGUAAAAACUUCAGUCCAUUCUUCUUGUGUCAUUUAUAUAGAUAUAUCUUCCUUUUCCUUUCCUUUUCUUCUCUAACUUUCUUCCUAAUAAUAUAAAUUAGUUUAUGUUUUCCUCUACCGCCUUGAUUAUCCAAGGCUAUAUGCGAAAAGACGAUGUUUUUAUGUACAUUUAUGGUUGCGUUUGAUUUGAUUUGUAACUUCUAUGGAGACAAUAACCUUCGGGGCUUCUAAUGGCUACAGUCCUGACUCCCGAGUACACCUUACAUGAUCCAAGCAGUAAAUCAGAGCUGUUUGUAGGGAUGAAAACGUGUCUGGCUUCUUACUCGGCGGCCUGUUGUCCCACUUUACUUUAGAUGCUACUGCAUUUCAAACUGACUUCAGUAUGCUCGAAAAAUUAACAGCAACAUGUAUACAGUGAAACCUGUAUUAAGCGGACACCGUAUUAAGCGGACACCCUGUAUUAAGCGGACAGUAGCCGAAGCCCCCCAAUUUAUUUCCCUUAUUUACUUUAAAUGAAACCUGUAUUAAGCGGACACCUCCAUUAACAACUGGUACUACAAUCAAUUGGUCCACUUUGACAAAGAAAUUAAUGCAAACGUAUAUCAUCAUUGUCUCUCUCGGGGAGUAUUCUGAACCUUUUCAUUGUUCAUUUGAAUGGCAUUUGACACUUCAUAUGACGUUAUCUAUCGAAACCUGUAUUAGGCGGACACCCUGUAUUAAGCGGACACCACAGCAUUCCCCGAGGGUGUCCGCUUAAUAAAGGUUUCACUGUAUUGCAAUAGAAAACCAAUAAGUAUUGUCUUUUUGGAGCCUUUUUUUGUUUUAAACGCGAAAAUUUCUCCCAGUUUUCGUCACUCCGGUUGUCAACUCUUUGCCUCGUUUUCAACAGCUCACUCUGAAGGAUACCAGGUCCCUCCCGGUUCAAGUUGACGGAGAGCCCUGGGAAGAAGGGCCCUGUGUAAUUACAAUAACUUGCCAUAAUCAAGCUCUUAUGCUAAGCAAGGAGGAAAAACAGUUCUUGGCGUAGUGAACUAUGACAACUAAACACAACCAAGCUGUUUUGCUAUGCAAGAAGGGAAAACAGAUUUUGGCAUGAUCUACGUUAUUUCAUCACAACCAAGGUCUUAUGUUGGGGACAGAAAGAAAAACUUACAGCUGUAAGUGGGAACUACGAUCAUCGCCAGUUAACCUUUCCACCCCGUCCCAGACCCUAGUAAACAGACAGACCCUACAAUUAUGUUGUAAAAUUGCUCCACUGAAAUUGCAUGGUUUUACCGUUCAAAUGAGCGGGCAGUAAUAGAGGAACAAACCUCUCAUGAUUUUUACGGCGAACUUCAGGGGAGAUAAACAUUAUGCUGACGAACGCCGAGCGAGCGAGUGUCCGGCGUUACCGGAAGCCAAUUGCCUUUACAUGUAGUUUACGCACGUAAUUAUUUGUGUAUGAUAUAUUCAUUUUUAAUGGCUUUUAAUAGCAUUUUCUCGAUCGACGGUGAUAUUCUAGAAAGGGGAGUACGUUAUACACUUAAUGUCAAAUCCCGAGAGAAGCAGUUAGUUUUGUUUUCCUGAGAAUCCUUAUUUUGUUAUAUUUCUAGACUUUCAUUUCAACAGCAACAAAAGAAUAAUCGGAGCGAAUCAAGACAGUCGACUCGAUACUUUAUAAGAACACAAAUUUAAUUCUCAGAACCACUGAAUGAAUGAUUUACAAAGUACUUUCCUUAUAUUCUCUGCAUCUUUUUCCUCCACUAGCUGCUGUUCCUCUUCUGAGAAUCGUUGCUUUUUUAAUAGCUUGAGGCUUCGUGUUUGUCGACUGUUGUGUUCAUUCGUGAAAAAGAAAACUGGCAGUGUUUUUCCCGCCUUCUGUCACGCCACUUGCCUCCGGUUCCACCAUUGUUUGAUGACUUGCUGUAAUGUAUCACGAUCGUGAUACAUUUGAUUUUAGUCAAGGCCAUGUGACCAAGAAUCAACCAAUUACAGUCCCUGUUUAGUUGAGUGAAAGUCAAGGGAUAUAACAACAAUAUGUAUCGCCACUGAGACGAGGUUUCGUAAAUUCCUUGACGUUGGAAAAAGCAUGAAGCCACUUUUUUUCUGGUUUAUUACGAACUGCUAACAGUUUGUCAAUAUCGUAUAAUGAAUGAAUUAUCAUCUACUACUGUAAGGAAAAAUAAGAGGACUAACUCGUUGCGCUCCUGACGAACUGGAGGAAAGGAACUUCCUGCCCAGUUUCUAUCAACAAAGUGUAUAGGAUAAUAACAUGCGCUUUUGUCAAAUAAAUGCUUUAAGAAGCAAAUAUCAUAGCAGGUGUUGAAUUCAACAGAAAUAAAGUAUACGC